Molecule: messenger RNA, 1453 nt
Organism: Meriones unguiculatus (Mongolian gerbil)
Lineage: Eukaryota; Metazoa; Chordata; Mammalia; Rodentia; Muridae
Gene: Klk9
Product: kallikrein related peptidase 9
Exons: 6
Coding region: 164-919 (251 amino acids)
Biological process (GO): proteolysis
Molecular function (GO): serine-type endopeptidase activity
Source: RefSeq, a predicted model, not a curated record
GGACCAGAUUUCUCAACACUAAAGGAGAGGCACGAGGGAAGAAACCCUGAUCCCAGUCCCAGAACAGGGGCGGCCCCAGGGAGGAGGAAGGAAGAUCUCCUAUGGCUUACCAUAAAGAAGGCCAGGCACCCAACUGCAGGCCGCUGGACUCGUGCCCGAGGCCAUGAAGCUGGGACUCACCUUGGUGUUGCUCUCUCUGUUGGCAGGUCACUGUGGAGCUGACACCCGUGCCGUGGGAGCCCGGGAAUGCCAGCGCAACUCUCAGCCCUGGCAGGCUGGCCUCUUCUACCUCACCCAGCAGAUCUGCGGAGCCACGCUCAUCAGUGACCGAUGGCUGCUCACAGCUGCUCAUUGCCACAAGCCGUACCUGUGGGUCCGUCUCGGGGAGCAUCACCUGUGGCGGUGGGAGGGCCCCGAGAAGCUGUUUCUGGCCACAGACUUCUUCCCCCAUCCCGGGUUCAAUUCGGAUCUCUCUGCCAAUGACCACAAUGAUGAUAUUAUGCUGAUCCGGCUACCUAAGAAGGUCCAGUUGAAUGCAGCUGUGCAGCCGCUCAACCUCAGCCAGAGCCUGCCGGCCGUGGGCUCCCAAUGCCUUAUCUCUGGCUGGGGCAGUGUGUCCAGCUCCAAAUUACAGUACCCAAUGACGCUGCAGUGUGCCAACAUCAGCAUCCUGGACCACAAGCUCUGUCGCUGGGCAUACCCAGGACACAUCAACGAGAAGAUGCUGUGUGCUGGCCUGUGGGAGGGUGGCCGGGGCUCCUGCCAGGGUGACUCCGGGGGACCUCUGGUGUGCAACAGAACCCUGGCAGGGAUAGUGUCUGGGGGAUCUGAGCCUUGUUCCAGACCCCAGAGACCGGCUGUCUACACCAGCGUAUCCCACUAUGUGGACUGGGUUGAAAGAACCAUGGAAGAAAACUGAGUCCCCGCUAAGGACAGACUGGAGAGGAAGAUGCUGCAGAACGAGAAGAUACUGCAGGGCUCCACAGCCCUGGCUUCCUUCGUCCUAAGACCUCCAGCCCCUGUGUCUCAGUCCUGGACGAUGAAACUUCGCCCCCUCAGGCUCUGCCCCUCAGACUUCACUCCUGAGGCUCUGCCUCAAGACUCCACCCACUUAGGUCAUCUACCCAAUUGGGUUCUGCUCCCAGGCAAAUUCGUUAUACUAAGACCACGCUCCUUCAGACCCAACUGAGACACUCCUUAGCUCCUGGCAUGAUUUUAAUCACCACCCUCCGGUGUAGCCCAACCCUCAGGAUCACCGCCAAGAAAAUAUCUUUCACGAAACAGCUGCAUCCCUCCAAAUUUCAUCCAAUGGGAUUUCUUCCCUGUACUCCAUCCCGUCUGUCCCCACUCCUAGUUAUCUCAGAGCUGCGUUUCCAGCGCCCAUGUGGACUUCCGCUGUGUCGUGGCUUUGACUCUUGAGAGAGGACGAAGGGGGGCAUUGAUUGAUCUUACC